AUGAAAAUGAUCUCCUACUCGGUACACCGUGAGGAGGACGCGUUUCUGGCGAAGAAAGAGAGCAAUCGAGUGCUGGAGAAGGAGCUGCUGCAUGAGCAGGAGCUUCGGCGUGAGACCCAGCGCCAGCUAGAGGCUCUCGAUGAAAUGCUGCAGAUGCUUCAGGGAAUCCGCGAGGCGCAGUCCAGGCUAGGCGCGAGCUUGGGACUGACACUGUGA
Messenger RNA from Leishmania mexicana MHOM/GT/2001/U1103, 216 nucleotides. RefSeq lists its product as hypothetical. Lineage: Eukaryota; Euglenozoa; Kinetoplastea; Trypanosomatida; Trypanosomatidae. The transcript has a single exon. The coding region runs from base 1 to 216 and encodes 71 amino acids. The record is from RefSeq and is a predicted model, not a curated record.